AUGGCGACAGCAAUGAUGAAGUCCACCGCUUUCUACAACAUUGCAGCGACGAAAAUAAUGAUGGCGCGAAGGCGAAGCUCUCUCAGACAAAAGAAAAGCCUAUGGGACGAAGCCGCCAAUCUCCUAUCCAAAGAAGAUCGCAAAUACCUCAACUUUGACGACCAGGACCAAACAAUCAAAGCAUCUAAAGGACAAACUCCGCAACGAAUCUUGGAGGAUAUCGAAUCACAGAUCGAAGCAGGCAAAAGUAAACAAUGGCGAUUUCGGAAGAGUAAUGGUGACGAAGUCACUGUCAGAGAAUUGCUGGAGAAAGUUGCGAAAUGGGUAAAUAAGUUCAAGGAGAUUGGGGAUGUGGUGGUUCAGUAUGAUCCGGUGCAUGCGGCUUUGCCGUGGGCUGCGUUACGCUUUUUCUUGGUAAUCACAAUCAACGACGUCGAAAGAUAUGGUGCAAUGAUGGAAGGCAUUGAAGUCGUCGCUGGCAUAAUCGCACGUUUUUCCGAAGUCGAAAAGAACGAUCUCACCGGCCGAUCAAACCUCAAGACACAGCUCGAAAAUGGUCUCAUCAAGCUCUAUGCAGCAGUAUUAAAAUACCUAGCCGAGGCGCGCCAUUACUACAAUUCGUCGACUGGCAAGAAACUAGCAAAAUCGCUGAUUCCGGUGGCCAAGUCUACGGCAGAAGAGCGGUUAGAUCGCAUAUACAAAGAAGAAAACGACGUAUAUCGACUGGUGAAUCUGGUCCAGGCCGAGAACCAGGCCAAUCGGUUGAUUUCGAUUCAGGCGUCACUAAUCAACUUGGAGGAAAACCUUCUACAAGCAAAAUCAGCCCUCUCAGCGGCUCGGCGACGUCUGUUGGAGAGACUCGGUGCUACGUAUACAAACGACAAUUAUGACGGCGCACUUUCUCUCAGACGGGACGGAACAGCGAAUUGGAUUUUUGAUCGCGAUGUUUUCAAGGCAUGGAUGAACAGGGGUUCUUCAAAGUCGAAUCUCUUGUGGAUCUACGGCGGACCAGGGUUCGGGAAAACAGUGCUGGCCGCAGGAAUGGUUAAAUAUCUUCGAGAAAAACGACCCAAAUCCGUGGCGUAUUUUUUCUGUGUGUCAGAAAACGAAGCGAAACGCGAUCCGUACGCGAUUCUCACGUCAUGGGUUGCCCAAAUGAUUGAGCAGAAUGAUGCCGCGGUCAGAAUAGCAAGCCACUUGAUUGAUGUAGAAGAGCUGCGCGCCAUCACGAGGUCUGAGAAAUGGAACUUGUUUCGAAACAUUUGUCGGGGUGUUAAGGAUUGCACGUUUGUUAUUGAUGGCUUCGACGAGUGCUCUGGCCUCAACAAGACUUCUCGGUUUGAUACAGAUGAUGCACGGGCUCAGUUCUUGCAGGAAUUAAUCGUGGAGUUAUGUGCUGCAAAGGCGAGUGUGCUUGUGGUAAGCAGGGAUACCGCUGAGAUCCGCGAGGAGAUAUUCAGAGAAAAGGACAAUGAGGAAGUCACUAUUUCCUCAUAUCAGAUCACUGCAAAAGAUACUCGCCCAGACAUUGAAGACGUUUCAAAAUACGUCGUUGACUUCAAAUUGUCCAAAAAGCCAGCACAGCUUCGUGAAGAAAUUGCCACAAAAGCAGCAGAAAAGUCAGAGGGCAUGUUCCUCUGGGUUCAUCUGCUUUCUCAGAAACUCAAGCCAGGCAUCAAUGCAAGCCAACUUCAGAAAGUGGUUUCCCGGAUGCCGGCUGGACUCGAGCAGGCAUAUGAGCGUGAUCUCACUCAUAUUGACAGCUUGGACGAAGAUGAGCGACACCGGGCGACCGACAUACUGCGAUGGGUGUUGUUUGCCGUUCGACCGCUAACCGUUCGUGAGUUGGUAGAAGCCCUUAUCUUGAAUGGAAAUAUCGAUGACGAUAACCCAUAUCCUGAAGAUGAACUACCGGACUCUUGGAAGGUCAAUUACGUUGACGAAGACUACGUGAACGAUGUUCUUCGACAACCUUUAGGCUCGCUGAUCGAACUGAGAAGCCGCGGAGAGAAUGAGCCGCUCUCCGCGUAUACGGUACACUUUGUACACUAUUCUGUCAAAGAGUACCUUCUUCGACCGAAUGAUGCCGGUAUAUCGAGAGCGCAGACUUUGUGUUUUCCGGAUAACAAGUCCGAAAACGAUCGGCUCGCAAAGCUCUGCCUGCAAUAUCUGUGCUAUGAUGUUUUUGGGAAUGCAAUUUCGCCGGAUAUCAUUGAAAGCGCAAGAAGACUGUUAAAUCCCGCUACUUCAAAUUGGGUCAUGUGGUCAAAAGUUUUCGAUGGAGCCGAUGAUGACUCUGAUACAAGUGACUCGGAGCCUGAUUCCAAGGAUGACACAGGGUCGGGAGAAUCCGGUACCGAUGACACGGAAAACGAUGAAGACGAUGCUUCAGAUGAUGGCGGGAAUGAAGAAGAAGAUUGGGAAGAUGUUGAUGAUGAUGAUGAUGAUGACGAAGACGAUGAAAACGAAUUCGGGGGACCCCUAUACUACGCGUCUCUUCUUGGUCUGCUCGAUAUUGUCAAACAACUCCAUUCAGACGGUUUGGACGUCAAUGCUAAAGGCGGAAAAUAUGGCACUGCGCUACAAGCCGCUGUCGUCAUGGGCCAUUUUGAUACCGUCAAAUUUCUCAUCGAUAACGGGGCUGACGUCUCUGUAUAUGCCGGUCUAUACUCCUAUGCUAUUUGUGCAGCUGGGUCGGGCGGACAUCUGGACAUCAUCAAAUUACUAGUCGAAUCAGGGGCCGACCUUGAGAGUGAAGACGACCCAGAUAAAUAUCGGCUCAUUCAUUAUGGCUCAUAUAAUCCACAAAUAAUGAGAAUGUGCCUGGACCAUUGCGCAAACACCGAGGCAAGAGAUAGCAGAGGACGUACUGCCUUAUAUUGGACAGGAAUUAGUGGCUAUCUAGAGUGUGCGCAGAUGCUAAUCGACGCCGGAGCGGAUAUUAAUGCCGAAGUUGAAGAUUGGGGAUCCCCGUUAUAUGCUGCUGUUAAGAACAAUCAUUUUGACAUCGUCAAGCUCUUGCUCGAUCGGGGAGCUCGGGUUGACAUGAAAUGUAAAAAUGCCAUGACGUGUCUACAUCAAGCUGUGUUAAACAGCAGAGAAGAUAUUGUCAAGAUCUUGCUGGACCAUGGUGCGGAGGUCGAUGCACCUUAUUACCUGGGGUCCACCCCAUUGAGAUUGGCAAGUGGGUUUCCUGGCCAUUUACCAUCAGCAGAGCUUUUGCUCCAGCAUGGUGCAGACAUCAAUCUUGCGGAUAAUAGCGGUUGGACGCCGUUACACGUUUCCACUGCAGCUGGCCACGAGGCGCUUGUCAACUUAUAUCUCGAGCAUGGCGCUGAUAUUGAGGCGGAAACUUCCUCAUCAAUUACCCCAUUGAUGCUUGCCGCCUAUGGUGAUUCGGUUAAAAUUUUGGAGAUACUUCUCGCACAGGGCGCUGAUCCCAAAAAGUACGAUAUUAGCGGAGAUACUAGUUUAGAUCAUGCGAUCCAUAGGCACCGCGACGAAAUGAUCUUGUUGCUGCUCGGUCAGAAUGUUCUGACUACUUCACCGGUCCCUCCAGAAGAUGAGGCGGCUUUCAAAAAGCAGAACAUGAGUCUCCAGAAGGCGGUCUUCCAAAAAGAUCGCGAUCAAGUAGAAGCUGAACUAGCUAAUACCCCGCCAUCAAACACGGGAGUCCUUCUAGAUAAUGCACUGAUAACUGCGGCGAUUGCAGGGUCAAUCGGACUGACAGAGACCUUCCUGGCUAUGGGAGCAAAUGUGAAGUCCGCAACAUCGAAUCGAAGGACCGCUUUGCAUUACGCCGCGUUCUAUGGGCAUUUCGAUGUAGUAAAGCUUUUGCUUGAUCACGAUGCAGACCCUUAUUCUCGCGAUAUGAACAAAUCGUUUCCCCUGGAGUUGGCUAUCCAAGGGGGUGGCAGAAACGCACCGUCGGUAAAAUAUUUGAUUGAGAAGCAUGGCUUUGGUCCGGAUUUCUCCUCGCCAAGUGCCUCCUUGCUUGAAGCUUGGACGAACAUUGCCGGCACGCUUAAGGGAUACUAUUCGUACAGCAGUUGGAGCAAAGGCAGGAAAGAUGAUAUGUCAUUUGAUGUUAUAGCUUGGAAUGACGAAAAGAGCUCCGGUCCUCUCGGACAACCCCCGAGGUUCCUUGGCCAUGGCUCAGAUGUUAUUGGCGAAUUCGAGAUCUUGGGCUUCCUUCAUGGAGAUAAGCAGGUGACGUGGGCCAAGCUAUAUCUGGGUGAGAAGGGACAGGGGUGGUUAUACUCGGGGGAAUUUGACGAAGGAAAGUUGUCAAUCAAAGGCUCAUGGGGAAGGAACAUGCAGUUAUGGCACGGUAACUUUGUGCUAGAAAAGGGGAAAGUCAAUUGA
Messenger RNA from Talaromyces amestolkiae, 4365 nucleotides. RefSeq lists its product as uncharacterized. Gene Ontology annotation, molecular function: protein binding. Lineage: Eukaryota; Fungi; Ascomycota; Eurotiomycetes; Eurotiales; Trichocomaceae. Bases 1 to 4365 code for a protein of 1454 amino acids. The transcript has 5 exons. The record is from RefSeq and is a predicted model, not a curated record.